Molecule: messenger RNA, 3927 nt
Organism: Penicillium nucicola
Lineage: Eukaryota; Fungi; Ascomycota; Eurotiomycetes; Eurotiales; Aspergillaceae
Product: MRX complex DNA-binding subunit
Exons: 4
Coding region: 1-3927 (1308 amino acids)
Biological process (GO): chromosome organization involved in meiotic cell cycle; telomere maintenance via recombination; telomere maintenance via telomerase
Cellular component (GO): condensed nuclear chromosome; nucleus; Mre11 complex
Molecular function (GO): single-stranded telomeric DNA binding; ATP hydrolysis activity; double-stranded telomeric DNA binding
Source: RefSeq, a predicted model, not a curated record
AUGUGCGGAUCGUUCCCCGAGCCCGUGUCGCGAUGGCUAACUCGCUUCCAGGUAGUUCGCUCCUUCGAUAAUACGCGCAGCGAGACAAUUCAAUUUCAUACCCCUCUCACGUUGAUUGUCGGGUACAAUGGUUCAGGAAAGACGACCAUCAUUGAGUGUCUUAAAUAUGCUACGACAGGUGAUCUUCCGCCAAAUAGCAAAGGUGGUGCUUUUAUCCACGAUCCGAAGCUAUGCGGUGAGAAAGAGGUUCUAGCCCAAGUGAAGCUCUCGUUCAAAAGCACUUCCGGGGCUAAAAUGGUUGCCACGCGCAGUCUGCAGCUCACAGUGAAGAAGACAACCCGGCAACAGAAAACGUUGGAAGGACAGUUGCUCAUGGUGAAGAAUGGUGAGCGUACCGCUAUCUCAUCACGGGUAGCUGAACUCGAUCAAAUUAUGCCACAGUAUCUGGGUGUGUCGAAGGCCGUAUUGGAUUCGGUCAUUUUCUGCCACCAAGAUGAAAGUUUAUGGCCCAUGAGUGAACCUUCCGUGUUGAAAAAGCGCUUCGACGAGAUAUUCGAGGCUAUGAAGUACACCAAGGCCAUUGAUAACAUCAAAGCUUUGCGAAAAAAGCAGAACGAGGAGCUUGGAAAGUACAAGAUUAUGGAACAGCAUUCAAAGGAGGACAAAGACAAGGCAGACCGUGCCGAAAAACGAUCCGUCAAGCUUCAAGAUGAGAUUGAAGCCCUGCGCGAGGAAACCCAGCAGAUGUCGAAGGAGAUGAGACGGGUUGCUGAACUUGCCGAUAAGGCCUGGACACAAUCAGAAAGUUAUGCGCAGGUUCUUGGUGCUCUUGAGGGAAAGCGGAUCGAAGUCAAGAGUGUAAAAACUACUAUUGACAACCUUAAGAGGCAUCUUGUUGAGCUUGAGGAGUCUGACGAAUGGCUGGAAUCUACUUUGGAGCAAUUUGAGAUGAAGCAGAUUCAAUACCAGCAGCAAGAGGAGGCCGAGAAGGAAAAUUACAUGGAGAUCAAGGAACGCAUCGAGCAGACUCGACACCGGCUGGGUCUGAAGCAGGCCGAAUACGGAAAAUUCGAGAAUGACAAAGCCAAUUUCGAGCGUCAGGUUCAAAGACGUCAGAAUAUGAUCAACGAUAUUGGUCGUGGGAACAACAUUCGAGGCAUCGACGAAACAAUGGAUCAAGCCGAAAUUGAUGCCUUUAUGCAAAAGAUCAAACGCCUUCUACGGGAGCAAAACCAGUCGCUCGAUCGCGUCAAGCGUGAAGCGCAGAAGGAGCUGCGCGAGAUCCAAGAUAUCUUGAAUGAGAUCGGGCAACGCAAGUCUGCACUCCAGGAGAGCAAGAACUCAUCUAAACGUCAGAUUACGGCCAAUGACAAGGAAGCUUCCAAUUACCAAGGAAAACUCAAUGCCAUUGAGGUUGAUGAGGGCUUCCAGGCUACUCUUGAGUCGAAUGUUGAAGAUAUUACCUCGAACCUAGAGAAAGCAAAAGAGAGAGCCAACAAUGCUUCCUGGGACCAAGAAAUUCAGGAUACUAACACGGAAAUCCGUCGUCUCGAAGAUGAAAGUUCCAGGUUGAAUGCCGAGUUGAUUGAGUCGACGAAGAUGGCUGGUGAAUUGGCUCGCUUGGACCACCUCAAGAAAGAAUCCAAGGACCGAGAACGCAGUCUACAGACGAUGAAAGGUGCUCAUGGCGAUCGCCUUCAGAAGGUCAUUGGCGUAGACUGGCAGCCAGAGACACUGGAGCGUGGGUUCCAACAAGCCCUUGAUACCGAAUCAAAACAGGUGUCCGAUGCUGAACGAGACCGUGACGGCGUCAGUAGAGAACUCGAGCAUGUCGAGUUCAAACUUAAAACCGCUAAGAAAACCAUUAAGCAACGCCAGAAGGAACUUGAUGAAUGCGUCAAGGAACUACACGAAGCAGUUGAUGCUGAACCAUCCGAGUACCCUGAAAUUGUUCAAGAACGACAAGCACAAUAUGACCUUGCUCGCAAGGAUGCUGAUCAAUAUGCUGGAAUGGGAGAGUAUCUCACCAAAUGUCUUGACGCUGCUAAGCGGACUAAGUUGUGCCGGACAUGCCAGCGGUCAUUCAAGAAUGAAAACGAACUCCAAACAUUCACCAGGAAGCUUGAGGCUUUGGUGAAGAAGGCUGGUCUCGAUGCCGAGGAUGAGACUUUGAAGAGUCUAGAAGAAGACCUUGAGACUGCUCGCAGUGCCAGUGCAUCCUACGAUACCUGGGUUCGUCUGUCAGAGACGGACAUUCCAGAAUUGGAAAAGGAAGAGCAGGCAUGCGAAGCGCAACGUGAUCAACUCAUGGAUAAACUGGAAGCCCAUGAUGGAACGGUCAGUGCGAAGACGGAAACAAAGCGUGAGGUUGAAGGACUUGCAAAGACCGUCAAUACCAUUGCCCGUUAUGACGCUGAGAUAAAAACCAUCAAGCUUCAAAUCCAAGAGCUUUCCUCUAAACAGCAAGAUACAGCCAGUGCCCGCACCCUGCAGGACAUCCAAGAUGAGAUUGCCGCGAUCGGUGAAAGGUCCCGGGAGUUGAAAAAGGUUCUAGCUAAGGCAACGAAUGAGAAGGACCAGACCCGUUCUGAAAUCAAUCAGCUGGAGCUUGAGUUCAGAGACGCGAAGAGCAACUUGGACAAUGCCAAAUUCCAACUCGAAAAGAAGGCUGACCUCACUCUUCGGAUGGAGGAGUACAAGAGGCUCAACACCCAACAGCGAGAAGCAAUCGAAAAGGCAGAUCGAGAUAUCGAAGCCCUUACACCAGAAUUGCUCCAAGCUCAAGCCCGUUAUGAUGAUAUUACCCAACGGGCCGACGAUCGUGAACGGGAUCUGCAGCAUGAAAUCACUCGCCUGUCUGAGAACAUUCAUCAACUUGACCUCGCCAAUGAUGACAUCAACUCGUACAAUGAACGAGGAGGUCCGAAUCAGCUUGAACAAAGCAAGCAAGAGCUUGACACGAUCGAAGCAGAGAUCGGUCAGCUUGAGUCUAAACAAAGCGAGAUUACAAAGCAUAUCAACAAAAUUUCGACUCAACUCAAGGAUAGUGAGAACACAAAGCGGCAAUACUCGGACAAUUUGACAUAUCGCCAAGCCACUCGAUCUCUAGACACAGUCUUGGAAGAGGUUGAGCAACUAGAGGCACAGAAUGCCGAAGUCGAUCGUGGCCGUUUCAAGCAAGAGUCGGAGCGCUGGACUCGCGAGCACAAUGCCCUGGCUGCUAAACAGGCGAGCAAAAUGGGUGAAAUGAAGUCCAAGGACGACCAAUUGAUGCAACUACUGGCCGACUGGAACACAGACUACAAGGAUGCGGCUUCUAAAUACAAGGAGUCACACAUCAAGGUCGAAACCACCAAAGCUGCAGUCGAAGAUCUGGCUCGGUAUGGCGGGGCCCUUGAUAAAGCAAUUAUGCGCUACCACGGGUUGAAGAUGGAAGAAAUUAACGCCAUCGUUGGCGAGCUGUGGCAGAAGACCUAUCGCGGAACGGAUGUUGACACAAUCCUCAUUCGGUCCGACAACGAGAACGCUAAGGGCAACCGAUCCUACAACUACCGCGUGUGUAUGGUUAAGUCAGGCGCAGAGAUGGAUAUGCGAGGUCGUUGCAGUGCAGGCCAAAAAGUUCUGGCUAGUAUCAUCAUCCGUCUUGCCCUUGCUGAGUGUUUCGGCGUCAAUUGUGGUCUUAUCGCUCUCGAUGAACCCACCACAAAUCUGGAUCGAGACAAUAUCCGCUCUCUGGCUGAGUCUCUGCAUGAUAUUAUUCGUACUCGCCAGCAGCAGGCUAAUUUCCAAUUGAUCGUCAUUACCCACGACGAGGAAUUCCUGCGUCAUAUGCAAUGUGGUGACUUUAGUGACUAUUACUACCGGGUUUCACGCAAUGAGAGACAGAAGUCAAUUAUUGAGCGACAAUCUAUUGCUGAGGUCAUGUAA